This is a messenger RNA of Penicillium nucicola, 1821 nucleotides long. Its product is annotated as Zn(II)2Cys6 transcription factor. Lineage: Eukaryota; Fungi; Ascomycota; Eurotiomycetes; Eurotiales; Aspergillaceae. Gene Ontology annotation, biological process: regulation of DNA-templated transcription; DNA-templated transcription. Gene Ontology annotation, molecular function: DNA-binding transcription factor activity, RNA polymerase II-specific; zinc ion binding; transcription cis-regulatory region binding. Bases 1 to 1821 code for a protein of 606 amino acids. The record is from RefSeq and is a predicted model, not a curated record. The transcript has 5 exons. Gene Ontology annotation, cellular component: nucleus.
AUGGAGAAUGCUCAUCCUCGCCCGCAUGAGAAUUCGCCAUCUCAUAUCAAGCCACGCCGGGCUGGUGUACCUUGUGUCAGAUGUCGCCAGAUGAAGGUGAAAUGUAAUGCUAGUCAAAAAUUCCCUGCACCUUGCUCCGCCUGCGAAAAGGCAGGUGACCCAUGUUCUGUUGACCCUUGGUUCAAGAGGAAGUCUAAGAGAAGUCUGAAAGCCCGCCAAGGAUAUGAAGGCGACCCUGCAUAUAGGACGCCCCAUUCUGAGGGAUCAGGUACUGGGCCGAUUGACAUGUCGUCGAGGCCGGAUGGUCCUUUACCUGCCUCUGAUACUUCUGUCGCAGGCAUAACUGCCGAACUACGCAUCGGCGGGAAGAGAUCUACCCGAUUCACUCAUGAGGCUACCGGUCUCAACCUCACAUCCAAUGUUGUGGCAGAACUGCUAGAAGAGUAUUAUUCUCAUAUCCACCCAAGGUUCCCGCUGUUGCUUGACCCUGCCACAAUCAUUGAUAGCUAUGAAAAAAUCCCCUUGCUGUUUUGGAGCGUGUUGGCCGUUUCAAGCAAAGACUCAGAGAAAUAUGCAUCUGACUACCCCCGGCUACAAAUUCUUUCAAAGCAAUUGGUAGCGGACAUCCUCCUCAGCGGUACUCGGUCUAUCUAUCUUGUUCAAGCUUUGCUUCUACUCUGCGUUUGGUCUUUUCCUCAUGAAGACAUGAACAAGGAGCCGUUUUCAAUGUACUCUGCAGUCGCCAUUUCUAUGGCGCGGUCUCUUGGUUUGCAUCGUCCACAAUAUCCCUUUCUUUUAUUUGCGGCAAAGGCAUCGGAUAUCGGAACAGUGGAAACUCGGACGUCAACAUGGCUGGCUUGUUUCAUCGUGGAUCAAUGGCAUACUGCAAGAUUUGGGGUGCCGGCUUCCAUCAAGAUCGACCAUACAGUCCUUCACGCUUUGAAUGAUUCAACAAUUGGUGUACCAGCGACAAUGAAAAUUCAACUCCACAUCGCCCUCGUCACCUCAAAGAUUUCGGCUGCCCUGGGAGAAUGCGAGACUUCGGCCACCGGGCUUACACCGAACCCCCUUCCGCUUUUGCGGGUUUUUGAAACGGAACUUUCUAUGAUACAAAACAGAUAUGCGUGUGAAUGGUCUCCUGCCGAGGAAGUAUCUUUGCUUGAUGCGCGACUCAGCCUGUACUCUUAUGUUCUCGACCAGAAAAAGACCGAGGUCCUGAACAACGUGCAUCCAGAGAAUGAACUCAUCACCCAGGGCAGCGCCACGGCGAGACAGCUCCUCGUCGUGCUGAAUACAUUUCCCGACGCACUGAGCAAAGGAACAUUUCAUGUUUUCCGCUCUGCAAGCUACGCAAUAUUUUUCCUUUUGCGCAUUCUUGGGACAGCACCCAGUGAGUGUUUCGAUGAGACGGGUGUCAGAGCCAUUAUCAAACAAACUUUUACGUUGAUGAGGGACAUGUCUCAGACAGCGAAUGACAGGCGGUCUCAAUGCUUCCGAGUAUGCAGAAUCAUUGAAAACAUGAUUAGCUACGAAGACUGGGACAAAGACACGCCGUUUUUAGGGAAAGCCGUGUCAUUCAUGGCUAAUAACUAUGUCGCAGACGUUGCCGCCAGGGGCAUGAUUAAAGCAAACAUGCGGCAUGCAGCUGCACAAACCGAACGCGAUUCUCGGGAAACCGUGGCAGCAGGAGAUCCGCCAGAGGUGGAAACAAAUUUUGACCUCGAUUUCGCGAUGAUAUGGGAUCCGAUGCAGUGGAAUGCGAAUUUGCAGGAUGCUGAUGACCUACUAUUUCUCAGUGAUAAUAUAGGUGGAACCUCAUAA